Molecule: messenger RNA, 1088 nt
Organism: Drosophila elegans
Lineage: Eukaryota; Metazoa; Arthropoda; Insecta; Diptera; Drosophilidae
Product: UV excision repair protein rhp23
Exons: 1
Coding region: 17-1003 (328 amino acids)
Biological process (GO): nucleotide-excision repair; proteasome-mediated ubiquitin-dependent protein catabolic process
Cellular component (GO): cytosol; nucleoplasm
Molecular function (GO): ubiquitin binding; proteasome binding; damaged DNA binding
Source: RefSeq, a predicted model, not a curated record
ACGGCUUUUGAUUAGUAUGUCAAGGCUUAGAAAUCAAAUUCAAGAAAAGGUUCACCAGACCAGCCGCUUGCCGCAUAGCCACAUCUCUCUCAAUCACUAUCCAACAAAAUUAUUCUACAAGGCAGCCACUAUGAAGCUGUCCAUCCGCAUGCUGGACCAACGCACUAUCAGCCUGGACAUGAGUGACUCGCAGGACGUACGGGCUCUGAAGCAGCGCCUGGGUAGUCUACCCGAGGUAUCCUUGCCCGUGGAGAGUCUCCAGCUGAUAUAUGGCGGCCGCAUCAUGGAGGAUGCCCUUCCGCUUAGCGAAUACAACAUAACCGAAGGCACGUUCAUCGUGCUGAUGAGCAAGAGGAGCGUCCAGGUGAAGCCACCGGAGGAGCAAGUACCGCGCACUCCAGCUCUAACUGAUGGGCACAGUGGGACGGCCGCACAAGUGGUGGCGCCUUCACUCGCUAUCGAUGAGCAGCGGGUUUGCGAUCUCAUGGCCAUGGGCUAUGGCGAGCAAGAGGUGCGCUCCGCUCUCCGGGCCAGUUUGAAUCAUCCGGAACGUGCCAUAGAGUAUCUAAUUAGUGGGAUUCCUCAGGAGCCCGCUGCAGCUGCUCCUCCCAGUGGCGAGGCAUCUGAGGCACUGGAUCAACUAGUGGGGGAUCCUGUCCUUGCCCGGGUGCGUGACAUGAUACGCGAAAAUCCGGAGCUGCUGCAGGUGAUCCUAAACAGACUGGCCGAAACCGAUCCGGCUGCCUUUGAGGCCGUUCAAAGCCACCAGGAGGAGUUCUUGGCCAUGCUUACAGGUGGUGACAGUGCUGGCAGUGUGGACUUGGAUGCGGGCGGCACCCUGCAGGUCAGCCUUACCGCCGAAGAAGUUGCCGCCGUGGAGCGCCUGGAAGCACUGGGUUUCCAGCGCGUUAUGGCCGUGCAGGCUUACCUCGCCUGCGACAAGGACGAGCAGAUGGCCGCCGAGAUACUGUUCCGCCAGUCGGAGGAGGAUCAGGAUGAAUAAAGCAAUGGGCGCACGUAAAUGCAGCCAGAACAUAACCUAACAAUUGGCCAAGAGCGAAGGUGAUGCUGGCCCAGUUUUGUUGCUG